Molecule: messenger RNA, 2966 nt
Organism: Cicer arietinum (chickpea)
Lineage: Eukaryota; Viridiplantae; Streptophyta; Magnoliopsida; Fabales; Fabaceae
Product: chloride channel protein CLC-c
Biological process (GO): chloride transport; transmembrane transport
Cellular component (GO): intracellular membrane-bounded organelle; plant-type vacuole membrane
Molecular function (GO): voltage-gated chloride channel activity
Source: RefSeq, a predicted model, not a curated record
AUACUAACGGAUUGUAGCAUUCGGUGAAGUCCAAAGUCCCCGGGUACGUCAACAUUGCAUUGUCUCCCACAAAUAGACAUUUAUCAAUGAGUGACAAUUAUGCACGAUUGACUUAUCCUUUAACGAUGUGAAAGUAACGUUGUCCUCUUACAGAGGUUAAUGAUAUGUGCGCACUCUUCGCUCAAAUUAUAUCCCUGCAUCUUUGAGACCAUUCUUUCCUCCUUUUUCUAAUAAUAAUAAUAUCAAUAUCAACCAAUUUGUCAACUAAGUCUUUCUUUCUUUCUAUGCGAUUUUGGUUUUGUGAAAUUAAAGUUGAUAGAUGAUGAAUAUUGAUUGAGUAGUUUGAAGAAAGGAAAAGAAAAGAAAAGAAAAUAAUAUGGAAAUGGAGGAGGAGAGCCUGAGGGACGUAGAGCAGAUGCUGGGGAAGGAGGAGGAUGAUAUAGGAGGGAUGUCAAGAUCAAUAUCAGAAUAUGAGGGGUUGAGGCUCAGAGACCCUCUUCUUCUCAAGAAUAACAGAUUGAAUACUACUUCACAAAUUGCCAUUGUUGGAGCCAAUGUUUGUCCAAUCGAAAGUCUCGACUACGAGAUCAUAGAGAAUGAUCUAUUCAAGCAAGACUGGAGAUCAAGAGCAAGGGGUGAGAUAAGACAGUAUCUCCUCUUGAAAUGGAUGCUCGCACUUCUUAUUGGUUUAGGCACAGGCCUUGUUGCCUUCUUCAAUAACAUUGGAGUUGAGAAUAUUGCUGGUUUCAAGCUUCUGCUCACCAAUGAUCUCAUGCUUAACCACAAAACAGGUAUCAUCAGGCCUUUGCUGUCUAUGCUGGUUGUAACAUGCUUUUAGCCAUGGCUGCAGCUGCCCUUUGUGCCUUCGUUGCCCCUGCAGCAGCAGGAUCUGGCAUACCUGAGGUCAAGGCAUAUCUCAAUGGUGUAGAUGCUCCUUCUAUACUGGCUCCAAGCACCUUAUUUGUCAAAAUUUUUGGUUCAAUUUUUGGGGUUGCAGCUGGUUUUGUUGUGGGUAAAGAAGGACCUAUGGUGCAUACUGGUGCUUGCAUAGGUAAUUUACUUGGACAAGGUGGUUCUAAAAAAUAUGGACUGACAUGGAAAGGGUUCAAAUAUUUUAAAAAUGAUAGAGAUCGAAGGGAUUUGAUCACGUGCGGUGCGGCUGCUGGUGUUGCUGGUGCCUUUCGUGCCCCAGUUGGUGGUGUCCUUUUUGCACUUGAAGAAGCAGCUUCUUGGUGGAGGAGUGCUCUCCUAUGGCGAACAUUUUUUACUGCAGCUGUAGUGGCUGUAGUGUUGAGAGGUUUCAUGGAAUAUUGUAAGGGUGAAAAUUGUGGUCUUUUUGGAGAAGGGGGGUUGAUAAUGUUUGAUGUUAAUUCAGUAAAGCCUGCAUACAGCAUACCUGAUCUACUUGUAGUUAUAUUUCUUGGUGUUAUUGGAGGUCUUUUGGGAAGCCUCUACAAUUAUCUUGUCGAUAAGGUCCUUCGCACUUACAGCGUCAUUAAUGAGAAAGGCCCUAUAUUUAAAAUAAUGCUUGUGAUGAUUUUAUCCUUUCUGACCUCUUGCUGUUCAUUUGGGGUUCCAUGGCUAUCAAAGUGCAUCCCUUGUCCACCUCAUUUGGGGGAUCAAUGUCCAACUGUAGGGCGUUCUGGACACUACAAGAAUUUCCAAUGUCCUCCAAACCACUACAAUGACCUCGCCUCUCUUUUUUUUACUACCAACGAUGAUGCUAUCCGCAACCUCUUUAUUGCCGGCUCCGACAAAAGAUUCCUCCUCUCCAGUCUGUUAAUAUUCUUUGUGACAAUCUACAUCCUCGGAAUCAUCACUUAUGGCAUUGCAAUUCCAUCGGGGUUGUUUAUUCCGGUGAUACUUGCAGGGGCUUCGUAUGGUCGUGUUGCAGGAAGUCUGUUAAGUCGAUUCACAGUUCUGGACGUUGGUUUGUUUGCACUGUUAGGAGCUGCGUCCUUCCUUGGUGGCACGAUGAGAAUGACAGUUUCUCUUUGUGUGAUACUUCUUGAACUCACUAACAACCUCCUCAUGCUCCCAUUGGUGAUGUUGGUACUCCUUAUAUCCAAGUCUGUAGCAGAUUGUUUUAACAAAGGUGUUUAUGAUCAGAUUGUGGAAAUGAAGGGACUGCCUUAUUUGGAAGCGCACGCACAACCAUACAUGAGGCAGUUAAUUGCUAGUGAUGUUGUUUCUGGUCCUUUGUUUACUUUAUCUGGGAUUGAAAAAGUGGGGAAUAUUGUGCACGCUUUAAAGAUAACGAGACAUAAUGGAUUUCCAAUCAUCGACGAGCCUCCUUUCUCAGAUGGUCCAGAGUUGUGUGGGUUGGUUUUGAGGUCUCAUCUCCUUGUACUUGUUAAACACAAGGCAUUUACUAUGGAGCAAAAGGAGAUGCCUUCAAUUUGGAACAAGUUCAGGGCACAUGAUUUUGGGAAAGCAGGUUCAGGGAAGGGGAUAAGGCUGGAGGAUAUAGAGUUAUCAGAGGAGGAGAUGGAAAUGUAUGUUGACCUGCAUCCUAUUACUAACAGGUCACCUUAUACAGUUGUGGAAACAACCUCUCUAGCUAAAACUGCAGUUCUUUUCCGCGAGCUUGGUCUCAGACACUUGUUGGUCGUGCCAAAGACACCCGGAAGACCUCCAAUUGUAGGGAUCCUCACAAGGCACGAUUUCAUGCCCGAGCAUAUAGUGGGACUAUACCCGCACUGCAACCCCGCAACUAAAUAGCUAUCAACCAAUCUAUAUAUAUAGACAUAUCCUUCUAGCUAGUCUACUUCUACCAGAGGUCACGUGAGUGUGCUCGAGAUCAACCAUAACAAAAUUUUGGAUCUUCUCGUCAACUUGAUGUAUUGUUUUUUUUUCCUCGAUAUAUAUAGUUAAUAGGCCUGUAAUAGAAAAUCUUAUACAUCAUAUCAUAAACCAUGCUAUCAUUUCAAGACAUGGAUAUUAUUCCAACUUUUUAUUUUAUUUUA